Megalops cyprinoides (Indo-Pacific tarpon) is the source of this 1858-nucleotide messenger RNA. It is a transcript of the gene spred2a, whose product is annotated as sprouty related EVH1 domain containing 2a. Gene Ontology annotation, molecular function: protein kinase binding. The coding region runs from base 369 to 1640 and encodes 423 amino acids. Lineage: Eukaryota; Metazoa; Chordata; Actinopteri; Elopiformes; Megalopidae. The record is from RefSeq and is a predicted model, not a curated record. Gene Ontology annotation, biological process: multicellular organism development; negative regulation of MAPK cascade. Gene Ontology annotation, cellular component: membrane. The transcript is spliced from 6 exons.
AGAAUCCAACAUGGAGUAACAGGAGAUGGGGCUCGUACGGGGCCACCCUCAGCAACAUCCGCGCACACUCUAAACCACGGGAUUUCGGCAGUCAAGUUUAUCCUUGCACGGCACGUAAGAACAACUAAACCAGAGGGCUCCUACCCAGGGGAUUUACACUUUCGAUGGAUACACUCCUCUAAUUAAUUAUAAAAAAAGAACAAAAAGCGGCAAGACGAAGCAGGGAGAGAGAACAAAGGCAAACAUCGAAAAAAAAAACUAUUGGAAAAACGGUGCUACAGUAUGUGAAAGACCAGAGGCUGCGACAAAAAUGAAGAGUGCAGAAUGUAUACCCGCCGUGGGAAUUCAUCGUAGGUGAAACGAAAAAAAUGACCGAAGAAACACACCCAGACGAUGACAGCUACAUUGUGCGCGUCAAAGCGGUGGUCAUGACCCGAGAUGACUCGAGCGGGGGCUGGCUGGCCCAGGAGGGCGGGGGGCUGAGCAGGGUGGGCGUCUGCAAGGUGCUGCCCAACGAGCUGAUGGGGCGAAGCGACUUCCUCAUCCACGGGGAGAGGCUGAAAGACAAACAGGUGAUUCUGGAAUGUUACCUGAAGAAAGACCUCAUCUACACCAAGGCCACGCCCACAUUUCACCACUGGAAGGUCGACAACAAGAAGUGCGGCCUGACGUUCCAGAGCCCGGCUGACGCCCGCGCCUUUGACAGGGGCGUGAGGAAAGCCAUCGAGGACCUGACAGAAGGAUCCACGACUUCCUCUUCCACAAUCCAGAACGAAGCUGAGCUGGGUGACGAUGACGUCUUCACAAAUGCCACCGACAGCUCGUCCAACUCCUCCCAGAGGAAGGAGCACUCUAUGCAGCCGCUGGCCUCCCCCAGCCUUUGUGAGCCACGCAGGCACCACUGCAUCCUGGGCCACCUCCACGACCAGUACCGGUCCUCGGAUCACUACUUCCUGGAACAGCCGGUGCCCAAGUUCCCCCGUCACGUCAGCUUCCAGGACGAGGAGGAGGAGAUCGUGCGCAUCAACCCGCGGGAGCGGACCUGGCUGACGGGCUACGAGGACUACCGCCAUGCCGCCGCCCGCGACAAGUUCAUCCGGCCCGAGGACGCGGACUCCUACGUGCACUUCGCCAAGAGCGAGCCCCCCAAGCACGACUACAGCUACCCCUACGUGCCCAACUCGGACUUCGGCCACAGGGACCUGAAGGCGGGGGUCGGGGGCCCGGGCGGGGGCGUGGUCAGCACCCAGCCCCGCGCCCUCCAGCCCAAGUGGAAGCGGCGGAAGGAGGACGGCGAGCGCUCGCGCUGCGUCUACUGCCGGGACAUGUUCAACCACGAGGAGAACCGGCGCGGCCAGUGCCAGGACGCGCCCGACCCCAUCCGGACCUGCAUCCACCGGGUCAGCUUCAUGUGGUGCGCGGACAGCCUGCUGUACCACUGCAUGUCGGACCCCGAGGGGGACUACUCGGACCCCUGCUCGUGCGACACCAGCGACGAGCGAUUCUGCCUGCGCUGGCUGGCGCUGGUCAGCCUGUCGGUGCUCGCCCCCUGCAUGUGCUGCUACGCCCCGCUCCGCGCCUGCUACCGCUGCGGGGUGGCCUGCCGCUGCUGCGGGGGCAAGCACAAGGCCGUGGGCUGAGGUCGGGGAACGGGGGACGGGGAACGGGGGACGGGGACGAGGAGGGGGCGGGCCCUUUGCUUUCCUUUCCUUUUGUUUUGUCUCUUCAAAUUCCAGAUUGGGGGGUGGGGGGGACUAUACAAGCUGUUCAGUGGCUUGACUUUGUACUUUUUUUUUCCCCUCUGUUCAGAUGUUUCUCUCAGUUCCUAGUGGAAGAAACCUCCCUCUCCCUCCCCCCA